Messenger RNA from Morone saxatilis (striped sea-bass), 444 nucleotides. RefSeq names its product ATP synthase membrane subunit f (gene atp5mf). Lineage: Eukaryota; Metazoa; Chordata; Actinopteri; Moronidae. Gene Ontology annotation, biological process: proton motive force-driven mitochondrial ATP synthesis. The transcript is spliced from 4 exons. Gene Ontology annotation, molecular function: proton-transporting ATP synthase activity, rotational mechanism. The coding region runs from base 43 to 312 and encodes 89 amino acids. The record is from RefSeq and is a predicted model, not a curated record.
GUUCCCAUCAUUCCUUGCUGCGAGCUCUCUGCACCAGUCAAGAUGGCGGACAGAGCAGUUUCCAUAGCUGAAAAGCGACUGAGGGACGUGAAACUGGCUGAGCUGGGAAGCUGGCUUGGAAGUCGAGACUUCACCCCCAAUGGCAUCAUCUCGUCCAUCCGCAGGGGCCACGACGCAUACUACAACAAGUACAUUAAUGUGAAGAAGGGAGGCAUCGGUGGUGUAGCUAUGGUUCUGGCUGGCUACGUGGUCCUCAGCUACGUGUGGGGAUUCGACCACAUCAAACAUGAUCGCUGGAGGAAGUAUCACUAAGGCCCUUCAGCAGUCAUCAGACCUUCAGGGGUUGAACUUGAAUAUCUUUGUUCCCCCUACUCUUUCUACUCUCAGCUCUCUGUGUCGAAUAUUGUCUGUCGUGACCAAUAAAAAUUAAGAUUUAUUGAUGAA